This is a messenger RNA of Pterocles gutturalis (yellow-throated sandgrouse), 1297 nucleotides long. RefSeq names its product leucine rich repeat containing 56 (gene LRRC56). The annotation marks the transcript as partial. The record is from RefSeq and is a predicted model, not a curated record. NCBI's taxonomy places the organism in Eukaryota, Metazoa, Chordata, Aves, Pterocliformes, Pteroclidae. The transcript is spliced from 7 exons.
UCUCAAUUUCUUCAGGAACCAGAUUAUAAUUACAGAGCUGAAGUAAAAAAACUCAUUCCUCACUUGGAGUACUUGGACGAAAUACCAGCAAGCCAGACUGCUCUCCCUCCUUCCAAGAAGAUGCAUGAGGAUUGGCUGAUCAUCAAGGAAGGUGGUUUAGCUGGAGACAUUUCAUGGUUAGAUCCAUAUCUGGGGGCAGUACCAAGGCAGUCUGGAUGCAGCUCAAGACCCCUGACAACUUCCAGCCCUGGGACAGCACAGCGGUCUGCUAACGCAGGGACAUCUACCAGUGCCUGCCUCCUUUCUGGUGGCCAUCCUCAUCCAGAUCCCACUGUUUCUGAUGGGCUGUUCACAGAAGAUGACUCCAGCGAUUUGACACAUGGACUCUGUCAAGUGAUAUGUGGGAACCCCACCAAGGCCCUGCGUGCAAGGAGGCAAAAGCUGGGUCCGCCUGCAGUGAGCCCUUUGAAACUGUGUGGUCUGAGGGCAGCAAACCUUUGUGGCUCUGGAGGAGGAGGAGAUCUGCACCAGGAAGACGUGUUUUCUGGACUGAAAGUACGGCAGGAGCAGCACAAGUGGUGCCUGCAGAAAGCUCAGCAAGAAGAAGCUGCCCAAGCCCUGAAGGGGAGUCUGAGUGAUGAGGAAGAGGGUGAAGACUGCAGCCUGAUGGACGGCUGUGAAGAUUUGAGGGAGACCUGUGAUGAGGACCUCAUUGAAAGGAUUUCACUUGGUUCUUCCUGCCACUCCUGUCUCUCCCAGUCUUCCUCAGGUUCAUCACAGGCUCAGGAAGGUGCAGUACUCUCCAACCCGGACUGUUGUCUAAUUCCAUCCCCUCUAAAAACCCCUGCGUCUGGAACGGGUGUUGCAGCCAGACCCUGGAAAAUGAGGAACCACAGGGUGAGAUGCCUAAAAAUACCCAGCCAAGAGGAGAAUGGGCAGUGGACAGAGCGAAGCCAGUCAAGGGCUCAGCAAGAAGCUUCAGCCCAGCCUCCAGGCAAGGAACGUGCUCUCCUGAGCCAGGACAGUGUGCCGGCUGCCGCCAGAUCCCGAGGGCAGCGCCAGCCUGCUGGGAGCACCGGCCGGCAAAGGCCUGUUACAGAACCUGGAGCUGUUGGAUCAGCAAGCGCCAGGCCUGUCAUGGAUGAGACCCCUCCUGGGGAGAUCAACAGCCACCGGCCAGCUCUCUGCUCAUCCACAGACACCUUGGAGCGGUUUCGGCUGAAGGAUGCUGCUUGGCCGCUGACUGCCCGGGCCACGCUGCAGGCAUUGCCAGACAGGCCCGCUGUCCCAACAGCAG